Saitoella complicata NRRL Y-17804 is the source of this 1980-nucleotide messenger RNA. RefSeq lists its product as uncharacterized. The coding region runs from base 30 to 1826 and encodes 598 amino acids. Gene Ontology annotation, biological process: intracellular signal transduction; mitotic cell cycle. The transcript has a single exon. Gene Ontology annotation, molecular function: histone H3T3 kinase activity. Lineage: Eukaryota; Fungi; Ascomycota; Saitoellomycetes; Saitoellales; Saitoellaceae. The record is from RefSeq and is a predicted model, not a curated record. Gene Ontology annotation, cellular component: nucleus; cytoplasm.
UACACCAUCAACAACAACCGACAACAGGGAUGUUCUCAGACGAAUCAGAAUGGUCAGCAGCUGCUACCAGACCACGCGCCACCAAGACUUACGGCCGACGAAAACCCUUCACAUCCAUCGCGAAACCCGACAUCUUCUGGGAUGAGACGAUCGACACCGUUCCCGCAUCCGAUCCUGGAACCGAGGACGCGCCAAAUGUCAAGGAGAAGAAAGAACGCAGGCGAAAGGAGAAGAAGGACAAGGUUGGAAUCACUGAGAAUGCAGCCAAAAGACUACUCAGUCCGGUGAAGAAGAGACUGGAAGGCAUUCAAUCAACACCAGCACGAAAACCUUUGCCGCUGGCGGCAUUAGACGGCAGGCCCCUAUCGUCGCGGGUGAAGAUCUUGGAGGAUAAGGAAAACGAUAACGCCAUUUCACCCAAGAAGUCUAGGAGAAGAGUGCCAGAAAGGCUGAUCCUGCAGCCCUCAACCAAGACAAACAUCAUCAUCACGUGCCAUGAAGCACCCGACAAUAAGCCAAUGAAGAUUGAGCAGGAGAUCGAACAGCCUCCGCCGACAGCUGGACUGAUUGACGCUUUGAAUCUCGAUCUGGCUUCCCUCACCUUGACCCCACCAGCGCCUGUCUCGGCUGCAAUUGGCGACGCUUCUCCCACGCUCCCUUUGACACCAGAACCGGCACCCGCGGAACCAUUACCUAUUACCCUUGAUACCCUAUUGACAUUUACUGCGUCUACAUGUAUCACGCCAUUCGAGACCUACCUUGACGAGCUUUGCGCUUCCAACGUGCUUACGAAACUUGGCGAAGCCUCUUUCUCCGAGGUCUUCCUAGCGUCAGGCUCUGCGACCACCGACAAGACAGUAUUGAAGGUCAUUCCAUUUGGCAAGGAUGACGAAGGACAGUGCACAAUCGGCGACAUCAUCCAGGAAGUUCGUCUGUCGUCUGUUAUGUCCUCUCUCCCAGGUUUCGUUCCCUUCCGCGGCGUCAGUGUAUGCCAGGGCAUAUACCCCGCCCGUUUUCUCGAGCAAUGGGAUGCCUGGGCCGAAUCACACGGCACAGAGAACGAGCGACCGGCUUACUUUGCUGAUGACCAGAUGUUUGCUGUCAUUACUCUCACACACGGAGGCACAGACCUCGAGCACGCAACCCUUAAGUCGUGGCAGCAGGCUGCUGGUGUCUUUUGGGAUUGUGCUGAGAUUCUGGGAAGGGGUGAGAAGGAGAAGGAGUUUGAACACAGAGAUCUGCAUUGGGGGAAUAUCUUGCUGCAGGACGAAGAUGAAGGUGUUGCGGAGCUUUUGGAGAAGUUGACCGUUGACGAUGCUGUACCAGCCAAGGUUACAAUACCCAGGACAAAGGUUACGCUCAUCGACUAUACCCUUUCGAGGGCGAAGUGUGAUGAUAGCAUUGGUGCUAUUGCAUACAACGCUAUGACAGACGAAGAGGUCUUCACUGCCAAGGGUGAAUAUCAAUACGACAUCUACCGCUUCAUGCGCGCGACGGUUCUCUCUAGAUCAGAAGACCCCGACGCACCAACAUGGUCAGAAUUCCACAGCAAGACAAACGUGCACUGGUUGCACUACAUCGCCGACAAAUUGCUGUACCAUAAAGGUCUUACCCGUCCAUCUACACGACCAUCACGAACGCGAAGAUCGGAUUCGAGCCUGUUGAAUGAGAACCUGGAUAUGGAGGAUGAGAAGAAGGCGUAUGAUAGCCUGGAAGCUGCAUGGAAGGCAAUCAAUCCGAGGAAGAAGAAGUUGAACGGCGGUGCCGCGCUUUUUGACUCAGCUGGUGAUGUGAGAAGAUGGGGAGAGGAACAGGGUUUUUGUUAAUGCGGAGAAUCGGGACUUGGGCUGGGACUUGGGUUUCGAUGGUAUCACUGCUAGUACUGCUAAAAUGUAAUCCGUAAUGUACCUCGUGUUUCCAUUCAUACCCUUGCUUUCUUGGCGCUGGGUGCUCCUGAGUCCUCUUCCAGCACGUGCGUUC